AAAUCAGAGUUUGUGGCAAAGAUUUAAUUUCUUUGACUCUUUUUAAAAUAUCGGUCACAACAUUUCCUUUCUUAUCCCAGGACCACCAUGCCUGGACACGUAAAAAUUGUCAAGGGGCAAGUUGACCCAGAUCCAACAGAGUUUCUGGUUCCUUCUCUGGAGGUCAAGCGAUCAGAUCAGGCUAAGCCAUAUGAUUCCAAAAAGUCUGUUUGGAUUCCGGAUCCAAAGACUGGAGGAUAUCGUGAAGGUGCCAUUGAAUCAGGAGAUCUUGAGGACCCAGCAAGCAAAUGUGUUGUUGCUGUGGGCCAUGAGAAGUUCACCCUGAAAGCUUCUGAAGUUGGAAAGGUGAACCCUCCCAAGUUUGAGAAAUGUGAGGACAUGGUAAAUCUUACUUUCCUCAAUGAUGCCUCUGUUUUCUGGAACCUCAAGACCCGUUACCAGGCUAAGAUGAUCCAUACCUACUCUGGACUUUUUGUUGUCGUUGUUAACCCCUACAAGAGGUAUCCUAUCUACACCCAUAGAGUUGCUAAGAUAUACUUGGGUAAGAGGCGUAAUGAAUGUCCUCCCCAUCUUUGGUCCAUUGCUGAAACUGCAUACCGUGGCAUGCUGUUAAACAGCAAAAAUCAAGCUAUGUUGAUUACUGGAGAAUCUGGAGCUGGAAAAACUGAAAACACCAAGAAGGUUAUCACCUAUCUUGCCAUAGUUGCUAGCAGCACCAAAAAGGGAGCUGAAAAGAAGGUUUCCCUUGAAGACCAGAUUGUUGCGACUAAUCCCAUUCUGGAAUCUUAUGGUAAUGCCAAAACUUCCAGGAAUGACAAUUCCUCUCGUUUUGGUAAAUUUAUCAGAAUUCAUUUCACCGCUUCUGGUAAGCUUGCCGGUUGUGAUAUUGUAUCCUACCUACUAGAGAAAUCCCGUAUCACUGAACAGCAAUCAGUUGAAAGGUCAUACCAUAUCUUCUAUCAGCUUAUUCAACCUUAUGGAGAUGGUAUUGGCUCAGGAUUGAGAGCUAUGUGCCAACUUAGCAGUGAUAUUUAUGAUUACACAUAUGUAUCCCAAGGAAAAACAACUGUUGCUUCUAUUGAUGACAAUGAAGAGUUGGAGUAUACUGAAGAUGCUUUCAACGUUCUUGGUUUUGGAGAAAAGGAAAAGUUUGAGUGCUACAUGCUUACAGCUGCUGUCAUGACUUUUGGUGGUAUUGAGUUCAAAACCAAAGGUCGUGAUGACCAGGCUGAGUGUGAACUCACUGGACCUGAUACAUUCCCAGGAAAAACUGCUGCUCUUCUUGGAGUUGAUGCCAAUGCCAUGAUCAAAGCUUUCUGCAAACCUAGGAUAAAGGUUGGAACUGAAUGGGUAACCAAGGGACAAUCAUGUGUUCAAGGAAUUAAUUCAGUAGGCGGAAUUGCCAGAUCUAUCUUUGAUAGAGUAUUCAAGUGGCUGAUUGAGAAGUGUAAUGACACACUUAUUGACCCAACUCUUAAGAAAAAUAACUUUUGCGCUGUGUUGGACAUUGCAGGAUUUGAGAUCUUUGAGUACAAUGGCUUUGAGCAGAUAUCCAUCAAUUUUGUCAAUGAAAAGCUUCAGCAGUUCUUCAAUCACCACAUGUUUGUUGUAGAACAAGAAGAAUAUGUCAAGGAAGGUAUUGACUGGGAAAUGGUUGAUUUUGGUAUGGAUUUGGCUGCAUGUAUUAUCAUGUUUGAGAAGCCAAUGGGAAUCUGGGCUAUUUUGGAGGAGGAAUCCCUUUUCCCCAAAGCCACUGAUAAAUCUUUUGAAGAAAAGCUAAAAGCAGCUCUUGGUAAAUUGCCUGUGUUCUUGAAGCCUCAGUCAAAAACGGACAAAAAUGCUCAUUUUGCCCUCAGCCAUUAUGCUGGAAUUGUGUCAUACAAUGUCACCAAUUGGCUUGAGAAGAACAAAGAUCCUGUAAAUGACUCAGUUGUUGAAAUAUUCAAGUCUAGUUCUAGUGUUGAGCUUCUUGUUCACUUGUGGAGGGAUCAUGCAGGACAACCUUCUGUAACACCAAAGGACGAUGGCAAGAAGAAGAAGAAGGGAGGUGGUGGAAAGACAGUGUCCUCUGUCUAUCUUGUUUCUUUAGGAGAGUUGAUGGUAACUCUUCAUAGUUGUGAACCUCACUUUGUACGUUGUCUAGUACCCAAUACCCACAAGAAGCCUGGAGAUGUUGAACCUCCUCUUAUUAUGCAUCAGCUGACAUGUAAUGGUGUACUUGAAGGUAUCAGAAUUUGCAUGAGAGGUUUCCCCAAUAGAAUGCUUUACCCUGAUUUUAAGUCAAGAUAUGCAGUUCUUGGUGCUGCAGAGAUCAAUAGCUCUGCUGACAAUAAGACUGCUUCUUAUGCACUGAUGGACAAAGUAGAUUUUCCCAGAGAAAGAUAUCGUCUUGGGCACACCUUAGUUUUCUUCAGAGCUGGUGCUUUGGCAUUCCUGGAGGAGAAACGAGAUGAUAUUGUUAUCAGACUUGUUCGUUACUUGCAGGGACAAGCUCUUCUCAGAAUCAGAAGUGCUUUCUUCAGAGUAAAGAGAGAUCAAAGAGAAUUGAUAAAGGUGUGUCAGAGAAAUUUCAGAAAGUACAUUGCUCUCAGAGAUUGGGGAUGGUUCGUCAUGAUUCAAAAGACCCGUCCCAUGAUUGGCAGAGCUAAUCCCGAGGAAGAACUUCGUCUUCUCGAAUUGAAGGCCAAUGAGAAGUAUGGUGCUUAUGAUCAACAGCUCAAAACCAAAGAAAGUCUGCUCCUUGAGAAUGAAAAUAUCAAGCAGGAAACCAAAGCAUUAUUAAAGCAACUAGAAAAGGAGCAAGGAAACAUGUCUGAAUAUCAUGAAAAACAAGCAAAAAUGAAUUCUCAGAAAGCGGAUUUAGAAGGUCAGUUACUUGUUUCUCAGGAAAUCCUUAUAGUGAAAGAGGAGGAAAGACAAAUGGCUACUGGAGACAAGAAAGUACUGGAGCAAGAAGUCAUAGCAGUAAAGAAAGAUAUUGAAGACAUAGAUAUGGCUAUUCAAAAACUGGAACAGGAGAAGACCAACCGAGACCAUACCAUUAGAAGUCUUAAUGAUGAGGUUGCAAACCAAGAUGAAGUUAUUAAUAAGCUGAACAAAGAAAAGAAACACUUGAAUGAGAAUGCUUCCAAAGCUGGAGAAGACCUUCAAGUUGCAGAGGAAAAGGUUUCUCAUCUGAAUCAAAUAAAAAAUAAGCUUGAACAAACUCUUGAUGAACUUGAAGGUUCACUUGAAAAGGAAAAGCGUGCUAGAACUAAUGUUGAAAAGGAGCGCAGAAAGAUAGAGGGAGACCUGAAAAUCACUCAGGAGAUAGUUGCAGAUCUUGAAAGAGCUAAGAAAGAGUUUGAAGCAGCUAUCAUGAAAAAAGAAAAGGAUUCAAGUGGAUUGUUUUCUAAAUUAGAAGAUGAACAGGGUCUUGUUGCUAGAGUUCAGAAGAGCAUUAAAGAGUUCCAGGCCAGAGUUGAGGAAAUGGAAGAAGAACUUGAAGCUGAGCGUCAGGCUAGAGCUAAAGCUGAACGCCAAAGAUCUGAUCUUGCCAGGGAGCUAGAAAAUCUUGGGGAAAGGUUGGCAGAGGCUGGAGGAGCAACAUCAGCUCAGGUUGAGCUUAAUAAGAAAAGAGAAGCAGAGGUUACCAAGCUCAGACGUGAUUUAGAAGAAGCUCAUAUCUAUCAAGAAUCAACUUUAGUUUCUCUUAAGAAGAAGCAUCAAGAUGCUAUUGCUGAAAUGACAGAACAAAUUGACCAGCUAUCUAAAAUGAAGGGAAAGAUUGAAAAGGAUAAGCAGCACAUUAUGCAUGAGAUUGCAGAUGUGAGGUCUGCUACAGAUGAGGUCAACAGAUCUCAUGCUUCUGCUGAAAAAUCUCACAGAACUUUGUGCAGUCAAUUGAAUGAAUUCAGCAAGAAGAUUGAAGAGGCUAAUCUUACUCUUGGUGAUUUUGAGGGUGCAAAGCGAAAAAUGGCUGCUGAAAAUGCAGAUCUUCUUCGUCAGCUUCAGGUUUUUGAGAAUUCUGCCAGUAUGCUUGUGAAGGUAAAAUCUGCACUUGCUUCUCAGUUGGAUGAACAGCGUAGAAUUGCUGAUGAUGAGGCAAAAGAACGCCAAUCUCUUCUGGGAAAAUUCAAGAAUGCUGAACAUGAUGUUGAUGGAAUGAGGGAACAUUACGAUGAGGAAGUUUCUGCUAAAGAAAAUUUGAUGAGACAACUCAACAAAGCUGAGGGUGAAUCAGAUAUGUGGAAAGCUAAGUAUGAAACUGAUGCUGUUGGAAAAGCUGAGGAACUGGAAAUGUCCAAGCUGAAAAUGCAAGGUAGAUUGUCAGAAGCAGAAUCCACCAUUAACCAACUGGGUUCCAAACUUGGACAGCUUGAAAAGAAUAAGCAGAAACUUCAAUCAGAGCUUGACAACAUGUCUGUUCAAUUGGAUCAAGCUCAAAUCCUCAACUCUUCAAUGGAGAAAAAAGCAAAGCAAUUUGAUAGGAUUGUAGCUGAAUGGAAGCUUAAGGUUGACAGUUUAAGCAUGGAUCUUGAUAACAGUCAGAAGGAGACAAGAAACUCCUCUUCUGAUUUGUUCAGAGUCAAGUCUGCAUAUGAGGAAGCUGUCCUUCAAUUGGAUGAGGUAAGAAGGGAAAACAAGACCCUGUCAAAUGAGAUCAAGGAUAUCAUGGACCAGAUUAGCGAGGGAGGGCGAUCAAUCCAUGACAUUGACAAAAUUAGGAAGCGCCUUGAGGCUGAAAAACUUGAGCUUGAAGCUGCUCUGUCUGAAGCUGAGGGAGCCCUUGAACAGGAAGAGAAUAAGGUUCUCCGAGCCCAACUUGAGCUUACUCAGGUGAGACAGGAAAUUGAAAGAAGAAUGGCUGAGAAAGAAGAGGAAUUUGAAUCAACAAGGAAAAACAUGGGCAAGGCUCUAGAAGGUAUGCAGUCUGCCAUUGAAACAGAAUCCAAAGGAAAAGCCGAAGCCCUCCGUAUGAAGAAAAAGUUAGAAACAGAUGUUCUAGAUCUAGAUACUUCUCUGGAGCAUGCUAAUGCAGCAAAUGCUGAGACUCAAAAAAUCAUCAAGAAAUAUCAACUGAGUCUUAGAGAAACCCAAGGAAGAUUUGAGGAUGCUUGCAGAGCAAAAGAGGUUGCUCAUGACAACUUGAUUGCUGCUGACAGAAAGGCUCAUGCCAAUCAAAAUGCUCUUGAAGAAGCUCGUACUCUGCUUGAGCAAGCAGACAGAUCAAGAAGAAUGGUAGAGCAGGAACUUUGUGAUACCAAUGAAACUCUUGGAGAUCAAACUUGUGUCAACCAGGCAAUUCAAGGUGGAAAAAUGAAGCUUGAUGCUGAAAUGCAGACUCUUAUGUCCGACCUGGAUGAGAUGGCAUCUGAGGCUGCUAUGUCAGAAGAGAAGGCUCAAAGAGCUAUGAUUGAUGCUGCUCGUCUUGCUGAUGAGCUAAGAGCAGAACAAGAAGUUGCCCAAUUUCUUGAAAGAGAUCGCAAGCUACUUGAAUGCCAGGUCAAAGAUAUGAGUGCUAGACUAGAUGAUGCUGAGCAAAAUGCUCUUAAGGGUGGCAAGAAAGCCAUGGGGAAAAUGGAUACCCGCAUCCGGGAGCUGGAAUCCGAAUUGGAUGCUGAAAACAGGCGUUUGUCUGAUGCCCAGAAGGGAAUGAGAAAGUCUGAGCGUAAGAUCCAGGAACUGACCUAUCAGCAGGAUGAGGACAGGAAGAACCAUGAGCGUAUGCAGGGACUCAUUGAUCAACUCCAGGGUAAAAUCAGAACCUACAAGAAGCAAAUUGAAGAGGCAGAGGAGAUAGCAGCUCUGAACCUGGCUAAGUACAGACAAACUCAGGGUUCUCUUGCUUCCUCUCAGGAGUCAGCAGACUUAACUGAACAAGCUUUGGCAAAACUUAAAUCUCGUGGACGUAGCUCUUCAAUUGCACCAAUGUGAAGAGUGGAGAGGACUGAACAUGGACAAUUCAAGUUCUGUAUGGAACUUAAAUCAGCUUAAUGGAACCUAAAUUAUUUCUGUAAAACAUUUGCAUAAUGCUCACAUAAUUACAUAUUGUGCUUUAAGUAUUAGCACCUCUUUGUUUUAAUAAAGUUUUAAGCACAA
Eurytemora carolleeae is the source of this 6081-nucleotide messenger RNA. RefSeq names its product myosin heavy chain, muscle. Lineage: Eukaryota; Metazoa; Arthropoda; Copepoda; Calanoida; Temoridae. Gene Ontology annotation, cellular component: myosin complex. The transcript has 4 exons. The record is from RefSeq and is a predicted model, not a curated record. Bases 88 to 5916 code for a protein of 1942 amino acids. Gene Ontology annotation, molecular function: ATP binding; actin filament binding; cytoskeletal motor activity.